Colletotrichum truncatum is the source of this 1563-nucleotide messenger RNA. Its product is annotated as sac3 ganp domain protein. Lineage: Eukaryota; Fungi; Ascomycota; Sordariomycetes; Glomerellales; Glomerellaceae. The record is from RefSeq and is a predicted model, not a curated record. Gene Ontology annotation, cellular component: nucleus.
AUGAUGCCCACCAGCUGGCCGGCGCCGCCACCCGGCGUCUCCUACGGGGCACCUCCUGCCAACUAUGCCUAUCCUCCCAAUCCAGCAUACACCGCAGUCCAGGCUCGCCAGAGCUUCGGCCAGUAUCCUCCUCCUCCCCCGCCCACCGCCCCUGUCUACAGUCCGCCACACCAGCCCAUCGUAGCCUACGAGCAAAGUGCUCAGGUUCCUCCUCCCCAGCCUCAGCGCAAGGUGGAAUGGCCACCAUCUGUCCGCGAAUAUGUCCAAAAGUCUUUCUUGCCUUCCAAUAUGGAUCCCUCCGUGUCUCGCUCCGAGAUUGAAGCCAAGUUGAAGGAGACCAUCUCCCAUCACAUGGAAAACGGCACUCUUGAGUCUACCGACUGGGAGAAAUUGCCAUGUCCCGCCGCCUUGAUUAAGAACGAACGCCAAGUACAGCUAAACUCCACCCCGAGUGCUGCCUUUUCCUUUGAAACGAGAUAUGAUAGCCCUUCCGCCAAUCCGAAGAAGCGAAAGUCCAAUGAGUUUACUGUGGAUGAAAAGUCUUCUACUGUGCCUUGGCGCUCUACUAACAGCAACCGAUCCAAUGCCCUGGAAGACCGUAUCACCUUCGCCUCCCCCGACAAACGCGCCAGCUUCGACGAACCUCUGCCUAAGUCAAGUAAGUUUCAGAAGCAGAUGGAGAAGCGACAACGCCGUUUUGAUGGCGGAUACAAGUCGUCCUACCGGUCACCCAGCCCUCCUCCCUCAGAUGGUCCCGUCGUUGGUACCAGUGAGACGUUGGAGAAGCGGUAUUUGCGCUUGACAGCUCCUCCCGUUCCUUCCCAGGUCCGGCCGGAGCGCGUUUUGCACAAGACCAUGGAUCUCUUGAAGAAGAAGUGGAAGAAGGAGGGCAAUUAUUCUUACAUCUGCGACCAGCUGAAGUCCAUGCGUCAAGACCUGACAGUGCAACGGAUCAAGAACGACUUUACAGUGUCCGUAUACGAACUCCACGCUCGCAUUGCCUUGGAGAAGGGGGACCUUGGUGAGUAUAAUCAGUGUCAAACCCAGUUGCGUACUUUGUACGCAAAGGGACUGAAAGGGAACCCCAUCGAAUUUAAGGCAUACCGCAUUUUGUAUUUUAUCCACACCGCCAACCGUUCCGGUCUUAAUGAUGCGUUGGCAGAUCUAACCACAGCAGAGAAGGAGGAGCGGCCUAUCAAGCAUGCAUUGCAGGUGCGGUCCGCUCUUGCCUUGGGAAACUACCAUAAAUUCUUCCAGCUUUACCUGGACACCCCCAACAUGGGUGCAUACCUCAUGGAUAUGUUCGUUGUCCGUGAGCGUCUCGCUGCUUUGUGCAACAUUUGCAAAGCAUACAAGCCCGACGUAAAGUUACGGUUCAUCACUGAGGAACUCGGUUUCGAGUCCGACGUUGAUGCGGCUCAGUUCGUUGUCGAUUACAAUGGUCAGCACCUGCUCGAAGAACGACAGGAUUAUAUUGCUCUCUUGACCGGCAAAGCUGGUCCGCUGUUCGAAUCUGCGAGAACGGAGGCUUUCCGCAAGGUUGACAUCAAAGGCCAGAUUUGA